Molecule: messenger RNA, 1359 nt
Organism: Rhipicephalus sanguineus (brown dog tick)
Lineage: Eukaryota; Metazoa; Arthropoda; Arachnida; Ixodida; Ixodidae
Exons: 11
Coding region: 1-1359 (452 amino acids)
Source: RefSeq, a predicted model, not a curated record
AUGGAAGUGAAGAAGCCGCUAAAAGGCUCGCCUGGAGCCAAGACCGGAAGGCAGGACAAGCAGAACGAGCCACGCAAGAAGCUGAACACGUCCGAAACACUGAAAAGCCCAGGUCCGGAACAACGAACCAUUGAGGAGCCCCGAGAAGGUUCGCCACGAGGCAGAGAGGAAAGACGGGACCAGCACAACCAGCCACGCAAGAAGCCGAAGACGGGCAGUACCGAAGCACCGAAAAGCCCAGACCCGGAAAAACCACCCCUUGAGAAGUCGGGGAAAGGUUCACCAGGAGGCAAAGGCGGAAGUCGUGAUCAGCGAAACCUGCCACGCAAGAAGCCGGACAGCGGCGGUGCCGAAACACCGCAAAGCCCUGAUCUGGAACAACCAUCCCCUGAUGCAAGUUCCACACAAAAGGGAUCACCAGGAGUCAAGUGCGGAAGACGUGGCCAGCGCAACCUCGCACGCAAGAAGCCGGAAACGGGCGAGGCCGAAACACCGAAAAGCCCAGAUUCGGAAGAAUCACCUCUUGAGGAGUCAAAGGAAGGAUCGCCAGGAGUCAUUCGUGGAAGACGUGGCCAGCGCAACCUGCCACGCAAGAAGCCGCACACGGGCGAGGCCGAAUCACCCAAAAGCCCAGAUCCGGAACAAUCACCCCUUGAGUCUCAAGAGGGAUCACCAGGAGUCAAGUCCGGAGGACGUGGCCAGCGCAACCUCGCACGCAAGAAGCCGGAAACGGGCGAGGCCGAAACACCGAAAAGCCCAGAUUCGGAACAACCACCUCUUGAGAAACCACACGAAGGAUCGCCAGGAGUCAAGCGCCUAACACGUGACCAGCGCAACCUGCCACGGAAGAAGCCGGACACGGGAAGAGCCGAAUCAACCAAAAGCCCAGAUCCGGAACAGUCACCCCUUGAGAGGUCACAAGAAGGAUCACCAGGAGUCAAGCGCGGAAGACGUGACCAGCGCAACCUGCCACGCAAGAAGCCGGACACGGACGGGGCCGAAACACCGAAAAGCCCAGAUCCGGAACAAUCACUCCUUGAGGUGACGAAUGAUCAGAAACAGCCCACAGACAACGGGAGCGACAAGAACAGUUCGCCAAAGCCAGAAGAAGAGGCCCAAGCAGAAACACCGCAGGUGCCAGAUAAAGAGAACACUUCUCAAGUGGAGUCACCCGAGAACAAAAAAGACCAACACAUAAACACCGUCAGCAGGGCCUUGAUCAACAUGCGUCGCCGGCGGAUGACGAUACGCUCACGUGCCACCACACCAUUUAAAGUUUUCAGCCCGCAACAGCAGCUCGAAACUUUCAGCAGCGGCCUGCUCAAGCACAAAGGACGCACGAAAAUAACCCAUACAUGA